Oppiella nova is the source of this 785-nucleotide messenger RNA. Lineage: Eukaryota; Metazoa; Arthropoda; Arachnida; Sarcoptiformes; Oppiidae. The record is from the annotation of a GenBank genome assembly.
AGUUUUACUACAAUUAUACAUAUGAUUUCAUAAGUGCGAUGAGAACUCGUCAACAAAAAUACUUUGCAUUUGUAUUUAUGGCUCAUUUAACUCAUAAUAACGCCAAUUAUGCCGGUUAUGCAGAUCUACCCGUUUAUACACUCCUUUCGCAACUCUUUGACAAUAAUCUACUCAACGAUACAAUUCUGUUCCUAUACUCAGACCACGGCAUAAGGUUUGGCAAAAUGAGAUCAACUGCUUCGGGAACUCUUGAGGAGAGACUUCCAUUCGUUUACAUAUAUUUACCGCAAUCUUAUAAAAGCGAUUCAAUAGACAAAUAUCUUCGCAUAAACUCUCGUCGACUCACAACUCCUUUUGAUAUUUACGCCACUCUUAGGCAUAUCGCUAAAGGAAAAGCUGAACCAAAUCUAAGUCAUGGCAUGUCUUUGUUCAAUGAGAUCCCAGUCAACCGAAGUUGUGAUAGCGAGCAGAUAUCGGAGCACUGGUGUACAUGUGCUCAACAACACAACCAAAUCAAAAGCUACGAAAACAUUACAUUCAUUGCAAACUUCAUAGUGUCUGAAGUGAACCGACUAUUAAUGCCGGUGUCCCAGUUGUGUCACAAAUUAGUGUUCAAUAAAAUUCAUUCAGCGUUUGAAUCGCAAAGAAAUGAAACCCAUUACCAGAAGUACUACUUAAUCAAACUUAUAGUAAAACCCAGUUAUGCCGUCUUUGAGGCCACAGUACGUAAAAUGUUUGAUAAACUCAAGAUAAUUGGUGAUAUUUCUCGCAUUAAUAAAUAUGGC